UUUUUAAGAAUGAUGAUCAAUUCGGGUCAGCUAUAUAUAUCUUGUAUAUUUAUUAUUGUCUUAUUUAAUUUAAAGUUCAGCCUGGGCUUAUACUUUAUGAAUAUUUACGACACAUUUGUAUUGUCAGUUUAGCUGGGUUUCCCACUGUCACAUUAACAGAUGUCUUCACGUUUUUAUGAAAUAAACAAUGAAACACCCUUUCAUUUUAGUCUAUAUUACCAUACCUCAUUUAUAUGGUCAACGUGUGUAUUUUAAAAUUCUUGUGAUGUGUUUUGUUGUGCUAUUGUUGUUCAUGUUUUCUUUAUGGCAAUUAUUUGGUUGUAAUAUUUUCAUUAACAUAUCCUUGUUAAGUCUGUAACUACUAAAAACUAUAAGUAAUUUUAAUAUUCUUAAAAGCUUCAUAUUCAUAUAUAUAUAUAUAUAAUAUAUAUAUCUUAUUUGUAUGUGGUGUGGUGUGUCUUAUAGUCACAAUGUAAUUUUAACCUUCAAGUUUUGUCUUGUAGUCACAUCUGGUCAGUCUAUUUGUGACUUGUAGUCACAAUAGUUCACAUAAGGUUAUACCCAAGGAGUGUCCGUAAAGGUGACCGGUAGCUGCAGAAUCCCCCAGCCCGAGCCAGAGAACAGAAAUAUCCUUUCACGUAUCCUUCAGUUAAUGAAAAAGCGUGUCUUUAUGAUGCCAAAAACUUGCUGAAGUUUCUUUCUACAUUUUUAUUUAUCAAACUAUUUUCCAUUAUUAUACUUUCAUUAAUGCUUCAUAAGUGUAAUAUCUAUCAAUUUUAUUUUUUUAUAUCAAUUUUAUGUACAGGUAUAUGUUUUGUAAACACAUUUUGAUUUAUAUAAUUAUAUACAUAGGUGUUUCAUCAAAUAAGCAAGUUUCAGGUUUCAAGUAUUUGUGUACGUAUAACAUUUGUGCUCAUUAUAAGCAAGACAUAUGUAUUUGUAUCUAUCUAAAACACACUCUAGUGUUAUUGUCACUAAAAGCCAUGCUCGCUAUUUAAUAUACCAUCAUUUACCGGUAUGUGUCUUUAUGUACUUAAGUCAUGAACAAUGUGAAUCAUAUUCACAAUCUUGAACUCGUGGGUUAUAUACUGUAUGAAUUAUAAAAAAGCGGCUCUUCUUAACAUUUGAUUAUGUUUUCGACUCACAGUAUAUUUUACAAUAGGAUUUUGGAGACAAUUAUUUAUAAUCUCUUUAGCAAUAUUAAUGUAAUUUUUAAUAUCUGUCAUUAUAUUUUCAAGAUUAUACCAAGUUUAAAUCAUUUUAAUCAUCUGUUCUGUAUGCUGCUGGUUUUAUAAUAUAUGCACGCUGUUAGUUAUCAUUUCAGGCCAUGCCUACCUCUCAACACCGCAAUACAAAGGACCUGUCCGCUGGCUGGCACUUCCUGUACAAGUACUACAAAGGGGCGAUAAGGCACGUUCCCAGCCCUUCCUUUGAACACUACAUUAACCUGCCUACCUCUCAACACCCCAAUACAGAGGACCUGUCCGCUGGCUGGCACUUCCUGUACAAGUACUACAAUGGGACGAUAAGGCACGUUUUCAGCCCUUCCUAUCGAACACUACAUUAAACCACGAAGGACCAGAACGAACAAUUACGGCUAGAAACAGGAAGACUUCACUCUUCAGAACAUUGUGUUUUAUCUAGUGAUCUUCAGUUUUUUAGUUUUAUAUGUCAUACUUAUACAUUUUUAAUGUUAUGUCCGAUUAUAGUUAUCAGCUCAGGCUGAUACUAAUGGUUUAGUUCUCUCCGAAGUAAGUAUGUAUAUGCCUGAUUAAAAUUUUUUCAGUUUAGACUGAUAUUGAUGUUAUAGUUCUCUACGAAGGAACUAUUUUUAUGCAGGCCUUGAUUAUAUUUUUCAAUAUUCGGCCUGAUUUUGCUUAUACCGUUCAGGCUGAUAUUGUUGUUAUAGUUCUCUACGCAGGAACUAUGUUUAUGAAGGCCUUGCUUAUUCAUUUUUCAAUAUUUGGCCUGAUUUUGCUUAUACCGUUCAGGCUGAUAUUGUUAUUAUAGUUCUCUACGCAGAACUAUGUUUAUGCAGGCCUUGCUUAUUUAUUUUUCAAUAUUUGGCCUGAUUUUGCUUAUACCGUUCAGGCUGAUAUUGUUAUUAUAGUUCUCUACGCAGAACAAUAUUAUAGUUCUCUACGCAGAACUAUGUUUAUGCAGGCCUUGCUUUUAUAUUUUCCAUUAUUCAGCCUGAUUUUAGUUAUACCGUUCAGGCUGAUAUGGAUGUUAUAGUUCUCUACGCAGAACUAUUUUUAUGCAGGCCUUGCUUAUUAUUAUUUUCCAAUAUUCAGCCUGAGUUUAGUUGGACCGUUCAGGCCGAUAUUGAUAUUUUAGUUCUCUACGCAGAACUAUGUUUAUGCAUGCCUUGCUUAUUAUUAUUUUCCAAUAUUCAGCCUGAAUUUAGUUGGACUGUUCAGGCCGAUAUUGAUAUCUUAGUUCUCUACGAAGGAACUAUGUUUAUGCAGGCUUUGCUUAUUAUAUUUUACAAUAUUCAGCCUGAUUUUAGUUGGACCGUUCAGGCCGAUAUUGAGAUUUUAGUUCUCAACGAAGGAACGUACGUGUCUCUCGGGGAGAUCAAAAAGACACCUCAACAGUGGGGAUCAAAACCCACGACCUCCUGGUCGCUAGGUGGACACCCUAUCUACUACGCACGGCGACCUUCAAAAUUAUCUUCAAAGACUUGUAAUAUCGAUAAACUUAAAAAAAUCGUUGGAACCGCAAGGGCCAGGGUUUUGAUAUUUGGCAUGUAACAUUUGAUAGUUUUCCUCUUCAAAUCAUGAGCCAGGAGUCAAAACUAAAGGGUCACAGGAUUUAUAUAGACUUCUUAUGUAAAUAGCAUAAAACAAUUUGUAUUGUUUGAAACGAAAAGGUCAGGGGUGUAUCUUUGGAAAUAGUGCACAAUAGUAUGAUGAUCCUCUACUGUUUGUUAAAAAAUGAGGCCACCUUAUUAAGUUUGAGAUCAUCCGUAUAUAAUUGAUGUUUUAGGAGUACAUCUUUGCCUUAACAGUUUUCAGAAAGUAUCUGCACAGUAUGCAAUAUCAAAACGAUAUUUUAACAGCACAUAUUCAAAGCAAUAUAUUAUAUAGUACAAUUAAGCACAAUUACAUCAAUGAAUCAUACAAUUCAUUUUGUAGGAAAAUAUGUUCCAUUACGAGUUUUAAACCAUAAUAACAGCAGAGCGAAAUAAUAAAAUAGCCGACACCCCAACAUUACGUUGUAAAACAGGGAGAUGACUUGAAUAUUAACUAUAACUUCUUGUCGUCGUUUCCUCCCUUGAUUCUGACUACAAAUUUAUCGCUGAAACGUGAGCGUGUACGUUUUCUAUUACUCGCACCAAAGAAGGUUAUACAUAGAAAGGUUUAUAUAUGCUACCAGUAAUACUUUUUCAUAGAUCUACAUACUCUUAAUAUGUCAACAUUUUUGAGUAAUUAACUUAUUCACACAAAAGAAUCCGCAUUUUACACGAGCGGUAGAAACUUUCCUGCUUAGCAAGCGUUUUGUGACAUGCUGCAUGUUUUCUUGCCGGGAGAAUUUAAACAGUUACUUUUCUAAAAUUUGAUUUUAAAUAUUUUAGGUCUUAAUACUUCGCGGUGGGUACACUUGUACAAUGUCUUUGCUUACAUCCUGAACCCACUGUACAAUGAGUAAGAUGACUGCGUGGAUACCAUUGCGAGGCGCCAACUAUCUGGUGCUGGUGGUAUUAGUGAUGAUGAUGGUGAUGAUCCCCUUUGCCGCUUCGGACCCGUGUGACGUGAACAAGUCUCCAUGCGUAUGCUCGCCGUAUGAGGACAACAAGCUGCGCAUUGACUGCUCAAAGGUGACUCCAAAACUCGGAGCCGUACCCGAGUCGAUACCGAAGCAAACCGCAACUUUAGACUUGUCCGACAAUUUGAUCGGCGCUGACACGUUGGACAGGCUGUGUAAACUCGAGUACAGACACCUCCACACAGUAAAUCUGUCAAGGAACCACAUGACAGCCAUUCAGCCAAGGACAUUAUCCAGAUGCUUUAUAUGGAAGAGCAUGAAUUUUAGCGGGAAUGUCUUUGAACGUUUGUCACGCGAAUCGCUGGUCGGACUCGAAAAUACUGAAAAAAUAUUUGGGCUAGAGGCACGAUAUUUUACGGACGGGGCAUUGAAUGAUCUACGGGCACUGAAAGUGUUAGAAGUAAUAAUAUUACAAGAUCAAAUGUCACCAAACAUGUUUGAGCGAUUGGAAAUAAGGAAUCUCAGCAUGACAAUACGUUUUGCGAUGGAGAUACCCGAGGAAGUGUUCGUGCCACUCGCUAGAAAUCUGAAGGCGUUCAAGAUUGAAAGUCCAUCAUUGACACAUGUGCCUAACGUAUUGUUUAAAAAUUUGGAGACUUUGGCGCGUCUGGAACUCGUUCUUUCUCAAAUUACCGACAUUUCUGAAAACGUGUUCUCUCAUUCGUAUCUACAGUCCUCACUUCAAUCGAUAGUCAUCAGAGGAGUGAACAAACUGCCGAGUGGACUCUUUGACAAUCUUCACGCGCUGCGAAAUCUUGAAAUACACCACAUUGCCGGUUUGCCGCACGACUUAUUUCAAGGGUUGCGCAAUCUAAAUACGUUAGACCUUGCUGGCACCCGCGUGGGUGUUGUACCAAAAAAUGCUUUUUCGUUUUUGCACAAUUUGGAAGAGUUAAUUCUAAAGGACACCGGAUUAACGAGUUUAAAUCAAGACGACAUUGUGUCAAUGGCGAAAUUGAAGAGAUUAGACGUCUCGCAUAAUUCCAUUCGCGAACUUGACAGCGGAUUAUUCGACACACUGCGCGUGUCAGUGGAAGAAAUUGACGUGAGUUUUAACAGUCUAAAGGUAAUACCAGUCGGACUUUUCUCUGAGCUUCCGAUGUUAAGAAAGCUGGUCUUGAAUAAUAACAAUAUUUACUCAAUUGAUCGCGCUGCGUUCUCGAAACUCAACAAUUUAAGAGAACUGCGGUUACAAAAUAACAAGAUAUUCAGUAUCGAUUCACAGUUAUUUAGUGAUUUGACGCAAGUAGAGACGGUCGAUCUUUCGUCAAACGUGUUUAAUGAAAUUCCGGAUGGAUUAAUGAAAAACACACACAGAUUAGUCAGUUUAAAUUUAGCUGAUAAUCGGCUGACAAACAUCGACAAUGUGUUUACUGAAGACGCGCCAUAUUCGCUGCGUGAAAUGAAUGUUGAUUAUAACCCAAUCUGGUGUGACUGCGACAUUUGGAAUUCUAAGAACUUAGUUAUAAAUGUAAGCUUGAUUGGACAUUGUCGCUAUCGUCAAACAAACGAAAAAGUGACAAUUACACGUUUUUUCUUAAUGGGAAAUGAUUGUUCUAGUGAAAACCCCGACAAUCUAUAUGCGUAUUCAUCGACCGCGCGGUCUCCAUCCGUAACAAUAACGUCUAACGAGACAUUGUUUACGCCAACGGACGCACGUAAUACUAUAAGCGGUGUUGUCACAAGGGGUAAUGCAGAAAUCGGCGAAUCAACUCCGACUGGCCAAGCAUUUCGAUUAACCGAAAGCGACAGAGAUGCCUCUAGCAGCGGGGCAAGUAUACCAACUGAUUACUCGCCCAACAUUUUUCCGCAUGAUUCAACAGUGCGAGAAAAUGCAUUAAACACGAUUGGAUUUGAAGGGCCGAGAUUACCAACUGCCAUUCCGACUGCUUCGAUUGGAACGCACAUAGCUGAUAUUCCUAGGUAUUUCAGCACCUGCUCGGAGAGCGAUGCUGUGCUAUGUAGUACAAAUACACGUUUAUCAGAUGCACCCGUGGAUAGCGUAGGAAUAAAAUCGCGAAGUGUGGAAAAUAAUUUCAUUUCAACGGAUUUUUCUUACUCAAUUGUAUCAACUGGGGGAAUAUUUGUUACCCCAUCUGCCAACGAAGAGAUCAAUAAGAGCAAAUCAGGUAUUUAUUUAUCUUCCACGGAAAUAACACAUUCAAUCGGAAUCCUUGUAUCUUCACAACAAUAUAGUACAGUUGCGAGUGAGAACUUAAAAAGAGAAACUUAUACAGAUAGUUUAAACACUAUUUUAUCGGGUGAUUCUGUCGAUCGCUCAAAGGUGGCAAACGUAGUCAUCGAUGAGCCCCUGUUUCCGGUGACGUCAUCCUCUAAUGGGCUGCUGCCUUCUUUCGAGAUCCUGCCGACGCCGACACUAGUGAAAAUUUUACACGAAAAUGACGAAAGAAUGACUAGCAAUGGGACUUCCGGCGAAUUGAACGCGUCAUCGACUACGUAUGACGGCAAAAACGUCACCGUACUGGACGCGACGUACAACGUGGGACUGAACCCGCGACCUGCACUUAACCCAGACGAAGCGGCGGUAUCACCGGAAGAAGCGACACGGUACUACUACCUGGCCGUAGCGUUCAUAGUGACGGUGACAGUCGUAUGCGUGUUGAUAAUUGGAUUUGUUUACUACCGCAGGAAACGCCAAAAUGCGUACGAAAUUUCCGUGCGAACGGUCGAUGGGGAUGAUUUGUACGCCACGUUGGCUUCCAGUCGGACGCCGUUAAAAAAUGUCCCUUCCAUACAGAUCGAGUCGGUCGACGACGACGGGAAUAUUCGCGUGGAAAUGUACCCUACGACGUCAUGUCAGACGCGGUAACCCAGCAAUUUGAUAUACUAUUAUGGCAAGACUGAUUAAAAAUAAGAAAAUGUUGCGUGACAAGAAACUAAAUACAUAUAGUCCUACGGGAUUUUCUACCAUUCCAGACCACAGGUGGGUAACGUGUGGCUAUGAUAUUAAUUAGUGAAAACAUCAUUUUGAAUGAUAAAUAAUCGUAUUAUAACGAAAAAUCAACCUUUCUGAAACUUUUUUUUUCACUAUUAUCAAAUAAAUAUAUACAUGUUGUAUAAAAAAGGUAUUCAACUCGAAAUCACUCGAACAGAGAGUGCAUCGCUUUGAACAGCCAUUACUUUAUCAAUUGAGCAGCGAUUUCCAUAAACCCGGUCUUAUUCAACGCAGAAAUGAAUUUCCUUUCUGGGAAUGCAUAUA
Dreissena polymorpha is the source of this 6988-nucleotide messenger RNA. RefSeq lists its product as uncharacterized. The transcript has 3 exons. Bases 3644 to 6598 code for a protein of 984 amino acids. The record is from RefSeq and is a predicted model, not a curated record. NCBI's taxonomy places the organism in Eukaryota, Metazoa, Mollusca, Bivalvia, Myida, Dreissenidae. Gene Ontology annotation, molecular function: protein binding.